UCCCCCGCCACUUUGCACCCCACCACCAGGCCAGCGCGCGUAUGUGCCGGGACCCGCGCAUGCCCUCGCGCGGGGAGGAGGAAGAAGAGGAGGGGUGAGAGCAGGAGGAGCCAAACGUGCCUGCGCCUGCCCGCGCGCAGGCGCGAUCUCGCGCGCGCUGACCGCCCGCCUCCCGCUCGCCAGCCGGCUUUCGGAGGGGCGGCAGGCGCGGGGCGGCGCGGCGCGGUCGCGCGGCAGGCGGGAAAAGGUGAGGAGGACCCCCUCGCACCCACCAGCGAUGGCGGGCGGCUGCGCGCUCUUCUGCGCCGUCAACGCCGCCGUCGGCAUCCCUUUCCUGGCCUACCUCGGCUUCCUGUGCAACAUGGACGCAAUACAGAUAGACGUGCCCAGCCCCCAAAAGCCACAAGCGGCGCAGGGGUGCUUCGUGGCCGCCGCCAUGUAUGCGGUGACGUUCUUGCUGGCUGUCUUCUACUUCAACAAGGGAACGAAGUCGGCGUCUGCCCGGGAGGUUACGAUCGCGCACGGCGGAGGCAGCUACAACAGGGUCGCCGUCUCGGAGGCCAACUACUGAGCUGCCGGCCAGGGUGUGAAGUGCUCCCGUGGUGGCGAUGUGGUGAUUCUCUUAGUCCUUACGGA
Prorocentrum cordatum is the source of this 636-nucleotide messenger RNA. NCBI's taxonomy places the organism in Eukaryota, Dinophyceae, Prorocentrales, Prorocentraceae. The record is from the annotation of a GenBank genome assembly.